AUGACGGGCAAGCGUCUGCGAAGGGAGCACACGGCGGAGUACUCUGCUGUUCCCAACUCGUCAGAGGGCCAGGGCGAGCUGGCGCCAGUCCUACUCCGAGCCGCCGCUGCCCUGGUCGAGCACGAGGGGGCCGGGACCCCAUCUCGUCCGCGGGAGCCUGUGUAUCGCUCGCCCCGCUGGCGUACCCACCCUCAUCUGCAGGCACGUGGUGGUUCCUUUCGUCGUCGCCGGCCGCCUCGCCCUCCGCCUGCCCUUCAGCGACAGAUUGUCGGUCCGCAUCUCCAGGCAACCUCUCCUCUGGUGUCACAGCCGCCUCCUCCUCAACCUCCUCCCCCGUCGUCUCAGCAGUCUUCCCAACAGCAGUCGUCCGAUCCUGCUGCCUCGUCCCCUUUGGUGGCCCCGCCUGCGCUGACGUCGGUGCCGCUAACAGCGUCGCCCUCUCUCCCGCCUCCCCUUCUGGUGCCUUCGUCGCCGGUGUCACCCGCUGGGGCACAUCUCGUGCCCCCCCUUCCCGCUCAGUCGCUUGACGCUGCCGAUCCACUGUCUGAGCUUCCUCAGCGGCAGCAUCCCCUCGUUUCUCCUGACCCCGCGCCUGUUGCUCGUUUCCCUCUCACAUCCGGGAUAACGUGGGGUCGGGACUGGGACAUCCGGUCCGACUUCGUCCUUGACGUCCUCCGUUGGGAGCGUCGCAUGAUUGGUGUUGGCGAGUGCCUCUCCCACGUGGCGACGGCGCUGGAGCAGAUGCAUGCUGGUCUGGAGGCGCGGAACUUCGUGCUGCGGGAUCCCCAACUGACCGAGGAACAGCAGGGCGUUGUCCGUGCGGCUGCGGCGCAGGGCUUGUGGAGGCUCCUCCGCUUGCCCCUUAAGUCCGAGCAUCCUGACGAGAACGAGGGGCCGGGCGCGAGGGCUUUCCGCAGGGUCGCCACGGCUGCCGAAGAAGCACCCCUGCAGCUUGUGUCUGCGUUCGCGUCCUUGCUCCGCUGA
Closterium sp. Naga37s-1 is the source of this 984-nucleotide messenger RNA. The record is from the annotation of a GenBank genome assembly. Lineage: Eukaryota; Viridiplantae; Streptophyta; Zygnematophyceae; Desmidiales; Closteriaceae.